AUGGCUCUCACAAGCAUUUGGAAUAAUACUGGGAUUCUUGGCAGGGUGAGCGGGAUUUCACUCCAUCAUUUGUUAUUUCGACAUGGUGAAUGGGAUACAAAGUCUUCGAAUAUUGUACUCAGCUACUUAUGCGCCACGCUCAUCGGAGCGGUGUAUCUACUUCACUCACCGAUUACCCGCAAUGGCUUAGUGCUCAUCUCCGCGUUUGGCUUUUUCUUAUUGAUUGGAUACCAUUUCCUGGGCAUCCUUGGAAGUAUCCUUGUUUACAGAGGUCUUUUUCAUCGUCUAUCCAGAUUCCCGGGCCCAUUGGGUGCACGUUUGUCCACAUUGUAUCUUACAAUCCAGACAUGUAAGCGCAUGAAAAUCCACCAGGAUGUCCAUCGACUUCACCAGCAGUAUGGGGACUACGUGAGAGUCGGUCCCAUGGAAGUUUCCAUCAUUGACCCUGCGGCAUUGAACCCUUUGUAUGGUAAUUCUUCAGAAACAGCUAAAGGGCCCUGGUACAUAUUGAUGGAGCCCCUGGAAGGCCUUGUCUUCACUCGGGAUAAGAAAGAACAUGCUCUCCGCCGGAAGAUUGUGGACCAAAGUCUUAGCAGCAAAGCUCUCGUGACAUACGAGCCAGUAAUAGCCAAAUGCACCGAGCAGCUGUUGCAGAUAAUCGAGGACCGAUCAGGAAAUCCAAUUAACAUAACCGAGUGGCUAAAACGGUACAGUUUCGAAAUCAUGGGUCAUCUUAUUUUCGGUAGACCAUUCAAUACAAUUUCCGAGGAAGGGGAAGAUACCUUUCUACUGGAUUCUAUUCAUUCCGAGCACGAAUAUGAUGGGAUAUUUGAGACAUAUGCCUUGGAUACCAGCCCUCUUGAUCAAAACACCCCUUUUUCGAAAAAAGAAUACGCGUGCUCACGGAAAAGGCCAAAGACAAGGCUAGAUACCUACAAGCUACAUGGACUAGGGUAUUCUAUCUUACUUGCAGGAAGCGAUACGACAUUCUCCGUGGCUACAAACGUUUUCUUUAACCUAGCGCGCGAUCGCGCACUUACACACAAGUUGCAACAAGCAUUAGACGAUGUUCUCGACAUGAGCGAGCAUAAUCUGCGGAAAUUAGACCUUCUUAACGCCGUGAUUUAUGAGACGCUUCGCUUAUAUGCGCCCGCUGCCGCGGCGUCUCAACGCAUUACCCCCCAGGAAGGCAUCCACAUAGGAGAAAACUAUAUUCCCGGCAACGUUCUCGUCCAGAUCCCUAUAUACUCGAUCCAUCGAGAUAAACGCUCAUUUGAGCGGCCUGAAGAAUUCCUCCCCGAGCGUUGGACCACAAAACCCGAGCUAGUAAAGAACCGAUCGCUUUUCAUUCCUUUCCAGACUGGGCCGCAUGCGUGCCCUGGAAGACAACUUGCCAUGAUGGAAUCAAGGCGCGUCACUGCGGAGGUUCUUAGGGGAUAUGAUGUAUCAUUUGCACCAGGACAGACAGAGCGAGACUUUUUCAAGCGCUCACUAGACUUGAUGAUUUUAAUUCCUGCAUCAUUGCAUUUGCAGUUUACUUUGCGCGGCGUAUGA
Messenger RNA from Aspergillus costaricaensis CBS 115574, 1554 nucleotides. Its product is annotated as cytochrome P450 monooxygenase. Gene Ontology annotation, molecular function: oxidoreductase activity, acting on paired donors, with incorporation or reduction of molecular oxygen; heme binding; monooxygenase activity. The transcript is spliced from 7 exons. The record is from RefSeq and is a predicted model, not a curated record. Bases 1 to 1554 code for a protein of 517 amino acids. NCBI's taxonomy places the organism in Eukaryota, Fungi, Ascomycota, Eurotiomycetes, Eurotiales, Aspergillaceae.